AUGAAACUCACUCACCAGGAAAUUAGCCGGCAUAACAAUCAGGAGUCGUGCUGGGUCGCGAUCCAUGGGGCUGUAUACGAUGUCACAGAAUUUUUGGCCGAGCACCCAGGAGGUGCAGCGGUGAUUUUGCGAUGUGCGGGUAAUGACGCAACAGAAGAUUUCGACUCUGUUCAUGUGCGGGAGUUGCUGAGUGAAGCACUCCCUCAAGCCGCGCUCCAAGGCUAUAUUGAUGCGGCUGAAUUGGACAAGCUAAAGGAAAGGUCGGCCGAAAUGAAUGAGAAGCAAUCAAAACUUGGCAAUGACAGUCUUCCCCCAUUACGAACUCUGAUCAAUUUGCAUGAUUUUGAACGGAUUGCUCAGAGAUUGCCAGCCACGACAUGGGCCUAUUACUCAUCUGGUGCUGAUGACGAGAUAACAAAACGGAAUAAUACCCUCGCAUAUCAAAAAAUAUCCCUUCGUCCACGUAUCCUGCGGAAGAUCCCUACUGUGAAUACAAACACUGAAAUUUUAGGAUACCCUACCACCCUACCGGUAUAUAUCUCUCCAGUUGGUCUUGCGAAACUUGCCCAUCCAGAGGGCGAGUGUGCGCUGGCAGCUGCAGCUGGCCAAGAGGAACUGGUCCAAGUUCUCGCAAAUGGAUCCAGUAUGCCGAUUGAACAAGUGAUGAAGAGGCGCACCUCACUGAACCAGCCUGUUUUCCAACAGAUAUACGUGAACAAAGAUAUUCAGAAGUCUGUUGAUUUUGUACGACGAGCCGAAAAAGCUGGUGCAAGUGCUAUUUGGAUUACGGUUGACUCGCCCGUCGUGGGGAAACGCGAGAUGGACGAACGGCUCAAUCUCAAGGUCACGGCUACCGAUAAUACUACGGGGGGACAGGGAGUAGCCAAGAUCAUGGCCAGCUCAAUAUCGCCAUUCAUAGACUGGGAAAUCCUUACAUGGCUUCGUCAAUUGACAGAUCUCCCUGUUGUUAUCAAGGGAAUCCAAUGUGUGGAGGACGCUGUGCUUGCGUAUCAGCAUGGUGUGCAGGGAAUUGUACUCUCAAAUCACGGCGGACGCUCGCAAGAUACGGCACAAUCACCACUUCUGACACUAUUGGAGAUUCGAAAGUUCGCACCUCACUUGAUUGAGAGCAAAAUGCAGAUCUUUAUUGACGGUGGCAUCCGCCGAGGAACAGAUGUACUCAAAGCCAUUGCGCUAGGGGCCAAUGCUGUCGGAUUAGGCAGGCCCUUUUUGUUCAGCUUAUCCGGAUAUGGCGAAAAGGGGGUGCGACGGAUGAUCGAGAUUCUACGACAGGAGAUCGAAAUGAAUAUGGUUUUUCUGGGAGCGAGCAGUCUCGCAGAGUUGAAACCCGAGAUGGUGAAUACUAGUCGCUUGGAGAAACAUUUGAUAGGCAGUGUAAAGCUAUAA
Messenger RNA from Penicillium vulpinum, 1407 nucleotides. RefSeq names its product FMN-dependent alpha-hydroxy acid dehydrogenase. The record is from RefSeq and is a predicted model, not a curated record. NCBI's taxonomy places the organism in Eukaryota, Fungi, Ascomycota, Eurotiomycetes, Eurotiales, Aspergillaceae. Gene Ontology annotation, molecular function: oxidoreductase activity; heme binding. The transcript is spliced from 4 exons. Bases 1 to 1407 code for a protein of 468 amino acids.